UUUUGGUUUCAAAAAAUUCAAUAUGAAGAAAAUAUUCCUGAUAAUAUUCAGAUUGAAGAUUGUAAUAUUCUAUUUGAUAAUAAUAAUAAUAGUAUUCAGGUUGAAGAUAAUAAAGAUGAUAAAAAUAAUGAAUUUAAUGAAAAUUCAAUUUAG
Molecule: messenger RNA, 153 nt
Organism: Cetraspora pellucida
Lineage: Eukaryota; Fungi; Glomeromycota; Glomeromycetes; Diversisporales; Gigasporaceae
Source: the annotation of a GenBank genome assembly